CACUGUUGAACCAAUAACCACUGUUGAACCAACAACUACACCAGCACAAACCACCCAGGGACCAACAAACACAGAUGCACCAACUACCACACAGGGACCAACAAACACAGAUGCACCAGCAACCACACAAGGACCAACAAACACAGAUGCACCAACAACAACACAGGGACCAACAAACACAGAUGCACCAACAACCACACAGGGACCAACAAACACAGAUGCACCAACAACCACACAGGGACCAACAAACACAGAUGCACCAACAACCACACAGGAACCAACAAACACAGAUGCACCAACAACCACACAGGGACCAACAACUACACCUGAACCAACAACCACACAGGGACCAGCAACUACACCUGAACCAGCAACCACACAGGGACCAACAAACACAGAUGCACCAACAACCACACAGGGACCAACAAACACAUAUGCACCAACAACCACACAGGGACCAACAAACACAGAUGCACCAACAACCACACAGGGACCAACAAACACAGAUGCACCAACAACCACACAGGGACCAACAAACACAGAUGCACCAACAACCACACAGGGACCAACAACUACACCUGAACCAACAAUCACACAGGGACCAGCAACUACACCUGAACCAACAACCACACAGGGACCAACAAACACCGAUGCACCAACAACCACACAGGGACCAACAAACACAGAUGCACCAACAACCACACAGGGAUCAACUAACACAGAUGGACCAACAACCACACAGGGAUCAACUAACACAGAAGGACCAACAACCACACAGGGACCAACGACCACAAUUGAAGUAACAACUG
Patiria miniata (bat star) is the source of this 809-nucleotide messenger RNA. Its product is annotated as 50 kDa gamma-zein-like. The record is from RefSeq and is a predicted model, not a curated record. Lineage: Eukaryota; Metazoa; Echinodermata; Asteroidea; Valvatida; Asterinidae. The coding region runs from base 75 to 803 and encodes 242 amino acids. The transcript has a single exon.